UCUCUCCUUCUCCUCUCUCUCUCCCGGUCCCCCCCCCCGGCCCCCUCUCCUUCUCCUUCUCUCUCUCUCUCUCUCUCCUUUUCUCCCUUUCUCGCUCCCUCUCUUUCUGGACUGACGAGGCAAGGCAGGUCACGCUUCGAGAGGCGUGAAGGAAAAGGAAGAAGUGGCUUCCCCCGACUGACAACAUUUAUUGAUCGGCAACGUCGGGCAAGCAAGUUGCGGGGACCCGAUCGGCGGGAGAUCGCCCCUCAGCCUCGUUUCUUCCGCUCUGGAAGGAGCCUAGAAAUCAUCAUGGGGAAUCAAGUUCGAAAACAGGAUCAAAUUACUGAGAAGGCAAAGAAUACUAAUGCAAAUGCUGAGGAGGCUGAACAUAAGGAUAGCUCCAAAGCAAUCCCGUUAACCCAGGAGCCUUCAGAAGACAAUGAAGUUUUUGGAGAGGCAGAUGUGAACCAGAACAAUGGGACCUCCACUAAGAGCAGAGCGGUGACAGACUCCAAGGGCACAGCGGAUCCAAAGAAUGCCUGGAAGGAAGCCAACCCAGCUGACACAACUGGUCGCCCCCAUUUGGUCCGCCUCUUUUCCCGAGAUGCCCCAGGCAGAGAAGACAACACCUUCAAAGAUCGGCCCUCUGAAUCAGAUGAGCUGCAGACCAUUCAGGAAGACAGUGCAGCAGCAGCAGCAGCUUCUGAGAAUUCGGAUUUGAUGGCUUCACAAAAACGCUCCUCUUUCCGGCAUGGUUCCAAACUUGCAACUGCAAGUACCAUAGACCAUGCUAGACAUGGAUCUCCACGAAGAUACAGGGAACCAAGUCUACUUGAUUCAUUGGGCAGAUUCUUUGGCGGUGACAAGCAUUAUCCAAGGCGGGGCAAGGACUAUCACCAUGCCUCCAGAGUAGGCCACGUAAGUUCUCUGCCUCAUCCAAGAUCUUACCAUGGACGCUAUGUGGAUGAAAACCCAGUAGUCCACUUCUUCAGGAACAUUGUGUCACCCAGAACAACACCUCCUCUUCAGGCAAAAGGGAGAGGAUUAUCCUUCAGCAGAUUUAGCUGGGGUGGCGAAACUCACAGGCCUGGAUAUGGAAGUGGCAAAUUCUAUGAGCACAAAUAUGCUCACAAGGGGCACAAAGGAUAUCGCUAUGAUGGCCAGGGCACACUGUCUAAAUUGUUUAGACUGGGAAGCUCCGGUUCCCGACCUGGUUCCAGGUCUGGCUCCCCUGUUGCUAGGCGCUGAAACACUUAAGAUGUCACUAAAAGGCUACAUUCUCUGCUUCAUAACAUAGCUACCCCAAGGAUUAAUAACAAAUUGCCGAAUUCCUUAGAUAAAAAAAACCACACAAUCUAUUUGUUAAUGUCAGUUGAGUUAUGCAUGCAGUAGGAAUAUGCAAAACUAUAUUGGCAAAUGCUGACCAAGAGUUGAAAAAUCAACAACAAAAGCCUCCCAGAUUUGCAAGGUAGCUUUCGGUCAGCAUUAUUUAGGAAAAAUAACAAAAUCCCCCAUCUUAUUCCUUCUUCUUCAAGGUGCUCCCCAAGAAAUAUAAAGUGUUAAUUUUUCAGGAACAUGCAACAUUAAUUCCCUUUCAGAUUUCUUUUUCACUAACCUUUAAUCACAUAAAAUAUAACCCCGUCUAAAUUAAUGCGGUCAUUAACGAAAUUUUUGAGAUCUUUGCUGUAAACAAACAAUAAUAAUAAAAAAAAACCACGUGCAGAAUGUUGUAAGGGCUGUUUAUCCAAUGUUUUGAUUUGGCUUUGAUUUAUUAUUUUUAUUUGCUUUUAUUUUGUAUCCCUUUUCUCUCACACCUUUUGUUUUUCUUUUCCUAACUGGAUUAGGCAGUCAUGGAAAGGUAUAUUACAUUGGGAGUACAAGGUAUGUUGUGAUGUGGGAGAAGGCAGCUGUGAAUGUUUCAAUGGAUCCAGGCAAUGGUUAUGAAGAAGGAUUAUACAACUUCUUAGCAACUUCUUGUGCAUAACCAAUUGCUUGUCACUGCCAACAUAUUGGGAAAUAAGAGUGGUUGGGAGAGAGGCAUGAAGAUAUCAAACUUGAAUUAGAGUAGUAUAAUAAUGAUAGCAAUAAGGAAUAAUCCCAAAGAACAAAAAAACACCUAGACUUAGAUAUGUGAAGCGUGGGCUUGCUGCAAAGUAAACUUUUUUGCAGCGAAUUGUUUUUUUAAAAAAAGUCUAAAGUUUUUAAUUCCAGAAAGCCCUUUGGUGAUGAAGUUCCAGAUUGUAACUGCACACAUAGUUAGUAGUUGUAGUUGUCUUGUUACUGCAGCAGAGUUAAACAAGCAGUGAACCAAAAUAAGAUAGACUUGUGUCACUGCAGGUAAUGGACAUUAGCACUAACAACUAGAGGUAAAAAUAUUAACAGAUCAUAUAUGAAGAUAUACGCAUGUGGGAAUGGGUUUGCCCCUCUACAUGAAGAAAAAUGCUCUUCUGAAUUGCACUAUUUUAAAAAUAUAAAACCUGUUUUGUUGCUUGCGGCCUUCUUUUACUCUUGCAAAGUUUUGUUUGAGCUUAUAUGUUGUAGAAUACAUUUAGGCCCAAGCCGGCAUCUACCUUAAGCUAUGCUUUAAAAAAAAAUACCAUAAUAUUAGAACUUAUUGACACUUAAUGCCACAUGGCAUGCAGAGAUACUGUGGCUGAUAGUUCUCCUUAAUCUACCAUAGGUUUUAAGUAACAGUCUUAAUAUGCAGUAAUGAAAGAUGAGAGAGUAGAAAAAUACAGAAGCUAAACAAAACCAAAUACCAAAACCAAUAAACAACAUGAGCAUGCACCUACACACAAAUACAUACAUCCCUCUAUUACAUCUUCUUUCAAAAUGUUACUGGCUAUGUGUAUUUUUCUAUGUGUAGCCUCGUCCCGUUGUGUAUCCACAACGUAAUAGUGAGUUUCAUUUAAGUGUAUUGUUUUAAAGUGUACGAGUACAACUCCUGGAAAAAAAAUAAAAUACUCAACUUUUAA
Ahaetulla prasina is the source of this 2957-nucleotide messenger RNA. RefSeq names its product myelin basic protein (gene MBP). Bases 292 to 1230 code for a protein of 312 amino acids. The record is from RefSeq and is a predicted model, not a curated record. Gene Ontology annotation, molecular function: structural constituent of myelin sheath. Gene Ontology annotation, biological process: myelination. The transcript has 9 exons. NCBI's taxonomy places the organism in Eukaryota, Metazoa, Chordata, Lepidosauria, Squamata, Colubridae. Gene Ontology annotation, cellular component: compact myelin; neuronal cell body; cell periphery.